CUGUCUGGUUUGUUUGGCCUCCUAUUGUGAAGAUCAUCUUAAACCUCACUAUCAGUCUCCUGCCUUUAAGAAGCACAAGUUAGUUGAAGCCUGUGCAGAGCUCCAAGAGAAGAUCUGCUCUGAACAUGACAAACUGAUGGAGAUCUACUGUCAUACUGACCAAAGCUUCAUCUGUUACUUGUGUACGAUGGAAGAACACAAAGGUCAUGAGACUGUUCCAACUAAAACGGAAAGAACUGAAAAACAGAAUGAGCUAAAGGAGGAGCAGAUAAAAUUCCAGCAGAGGAUCCAGGAGAAGGAGAAGAAGGUGCAGGAGCUGAAACAGACUGUGGACAUUAUUAAGAUGCGUUCACAGGCAGCAGUAGAUGACAGUGAGAGGAUCUUCAGUGAGCUGAUCAGCUCCAUGGAGAAAAAGCGCUCAGAGGUGAUGGAGCUGAUCAGAACUCAGGAGAAAGCUGAAGUGAGUCGAGCUGAACGACUCCUGAAUCAACUGGAGCAGGAGAUUGCUGAUCUUAAGAGGAGAGUCACUGAGCUGGAGGAGCUUUCACACACACACGAUCACAUCCACUUCCUCCAGAGUUUCCCGUCUCUCUGUGUCUCUCCUGGAUGUGAAGACUCACCCAGCUUCACUGUCAAUCAACAUCUCUCAUUUGAUGGAGUGAGGAAAUCUCUCUCAGAUCUGAAAAAACAAGUCGAGCAAAUCUGUGAGGAGGAAUUCAACAAAAUCCGUCCACAAGCUGCAGCAGUUCAGAUGAUUUUACCUCCAGAACCAAAGAGAAGUAUUUCUGUUAUCUGACUCUGGAUCCAAACACAGAACAUCCUAUACUCAUCCUGUCUGAGAAGAACAGAGUGGUGACACGCAGAAUGACACACCGGCGAUACUCUGAUCCUCCAGAGAGAUUUGACUACUGUACUCAGGUGUUGUGUAAGG
This is a messenger RNA of Hemibagrus wyckioides, 931 nucleotides long. RefSeq names its product tripartite motif-containing protein 29-like. Bases 137 to 796 code for a protein of 219 amino acids. Gene Ontology annotation, molecular function: zinc ion binding. The record is from RefSeq and is a predicted model, not a curated record. NCBI's taxonomy places the organism in Eukaryota, Metazoa, Chordata, Actinopteri, Siluriformes, Bagridae. The transcript is spliced from 6 exons.